AUUAAUACACUUUCAUGUUAGUAUGCAGGGAAAUGGUAUGCCCUGGCCAAGAAGGAUCCAGAAGGCCUUUUCCUUCAGGACAACAUCUCUGCUGAAUACACCGUGGAGGAAGAUGGCACAAUGACAGCGUCUUCCAAAGGCCGAGUGAAGCUUUUUGGUUUCUGGGUGAUCUGUGCUGACAUGGCUGCUCAGUACACCGUACCUGACCCAACCACUCCAGCAAAAAUGUACAUGACCUACCAAGGACUGGCCAGCUACCUCUCCAGUGGUGGGGACAACUACUGGGUGAUUGACACCGACUACGAUAACUACGCCAUCACCUACGCCUGCCGCAGCCUGAAGGAGGACGGCUCCUGUGACGAUGGCUACUCCCUGAUCUUCUCACGCAACCCCCGCGGCCUCCCCCCGGCCAUCCAGCGCAUUGUGCGCCAGAAGCAGGAAGAAAUCUGCAUGUCUGGCCAGUUCCAGCCCGUGCUGCAGUCAGGGGCCUGCUAAAAGUACACUUCUGAUCCUAUCCUUAAGCUCAGAAACCAGACCUCUUGGUCUUGAAGUUGCCACUCAGCUAAUAAAAAAAUAAAAUCAUAGGACUAGUGUGUUUUUCCUGAAAAACACAUGAAAAUAUUGGGGGAUCUGUAAACUGUGUGCAAUACAAUAUUACCUAA
Molecule: messenger RNA, 662 nt
Organism: Pipra filicauda (Wire-tailed manakin)
Lineage: Eukaryota; Metazoa; Chordata; Aves; Passeriformes; Pipridae
Product: purpurin
Exons: 4
Coding region: 121-495 (124 amino acids)
Molecular function (GO): retinol transmembrane transporter activity; retinoid binding
Source: RefSeq, a predicted model, not a curated record